AUGUCGUCUGAGAAAGAGAGCCUUGAUACCAUCCUUAUAUGGGUUUGUUUCCCAGGACUUGCUAUGCAUUAUUGGGGUGAACGGAGCUUAGGUAUGAUUGCUAGUAUAUUGGGAAACGUCAUUCGAGUAGACAAUGCUACCCUAAACAAAGAUAAGAUGCAAUAUGCUUGCGUCUUGGUGGAAAUGAACAUGAAAGGAGACUUCAAUGACACCCUAGCUUUCACAAAUGAGGAUGAUGAACUCGUACGAGUUAAGGUGGACUAUGAUUGGCGCCCUACGAUAUGUGGUAUAUGCAAACAAUUGGGUCACACAGAGAGUAGUAGUAGGAAAGAAGUGACAAGGCAAUGGGUCCCUAAACCAAAACUAACACCACAGGUGGACGAAGAGGGCUUCCAAAUGGUACAACCUAAAAGAGCCAAGAAGCAAAUUGUCAACACACCUAAGAUGUCACCCCCUGACCUAUAA
Amaranthus tricolor (Joseph's coat) is the source of this 465-nucleotide messenger RNA. RefSeq lists its product as uncharacterized. The record is from RefSeq and is a predicted model, not a curated record. The transcript has a single exon. NCBI's taxonomy places the organism in Eukaryota, Viridiplantae, Streptophyta, Magnoliopsida, Caryophyllales, Amaranthaceae. The coding region runs from base 1 to 465 and encodes 154 amino acids.